Molecule: messenger RNA, 1335 nt
Organism: Hemiscyllium ocellatum (epaulette shark)
Lineage: Eukaryota; Metazoa; Chordata; Chondrichthyes; Orectolobiformes; Hemiscylliidae
Product: protein phosphatase 1 regulatory subunit 37
Exons: 11
Coding region: 1-1335 (444 amino acids)
Molecular function (GO): protein binding
Source: RefSeq, a predicted model, not a curated record
AUGAUCACAGUCGACAACGAAGCCACUGGAGGAUUUGGCAAUAGGUACGGGAGUCCUCGGCUAAAGCUAUUUGAAACAGAGAAGUACAAGGAUUUUACUGAAGCUGGCAGUUUUACAGUGGAUAAGAUCAUUGCAUCCUACAAAUUAAGCUGUGAGAAACUUGGUGUACAGCCUAUUCACAAAUUGCUGACACAACUGCAGAAGGUUACAGAGGUACAUCAUAGGAUCAAAUGUUUAGAUCUGAACGGUGAAAAGUUAGACUAUGAGAGUUGUGAGGCCCUCGAAGAGAUCUUCAAACGGAUGCAGUUUAAACUGAUUAACUUGGAGUCGGUGAAGCUGGAUGAAAAUGGGGCUUCAGCAUUGUUUGAUAUAAUGGAAUACUAUGACUCAGCAGUACAUCUCAACAUCUCCUUCACCAAACAUAUUGGAAGCGGAGGCUGGGUGGCAGCAGCUCAGCUGAUUAGGAAGAGUAGCAGUUUGAAAGAGUUUGCGGCCUGUGGCAUUCCCUUGAUGGAGCACAAUGCACGCUCUGUGGCACAAGGCCUGAAGUUCAACAGUCAUCUGAGGGUUUUACGUUUGGAUAAUGCCAGUUUAAGUGGGCGGCCUCUGAUGCUACUAGUUUCUGCCCUGAAUGUGAACCAAAUGCUACAGGAACUUUACUUGGCAGACAACAACCUGAACAGCGUUCAGGACUCCAUGUACCUGCGAGAGCUGUUGCAAUCUAACUGUACCAUAAGACUGUUAGACCUUAAAAACAAUUGCAUCUUCGACACAGGACUGAAAGAUAUCUGUGAAGGUCUAAAAAGACAGAAGCAAGGGCUGAAAACACUUAUACUUUGGAACAACAAACUAACUCAUAAAGGGAUGAGUCACCUAGCUGCUAUUCUCCCUAAAUUAACUUGUCUGGAGACACUGAACUUAGGUCAUAAUCCAUUGAACAAUGAAGGAAUCCAUAGACUUAAAGAAGCAUUGAUAGCUAAUCGAUCAGUCAUUCGUCUAGGGCUGGUGUCAACAGCAAUAACUUGUGAAGGUGCAGUAACCACUGCUGAGUUUAUAGUGGAGAGUGCUGGGAUUCUAAGACUGGAUCUACGAAGGAACAGAAUUAGGACUGGAGGUCUGAUGGCCCUAUCUCUCGCACUGAGACUAAAUCAUUCAUUGGUCAGACUGGAUUUGGACAAGGAACCAAUGGGUGAGACAUUGCCAAGCAACCUAAACUCUGAACAAUUAGAUUUGUGGCCCUCCCCAAAGACUGCUAGGAUAUUACCAGCAGUUAAACAUCAAGCUGACCCAAUAAAGAAAGCCCCAAGUGAAUUCACGAGAUCAGAAAAAAAAUGA